GCAGCCCUGCGCCUCCGCGGCCGAGCCCAGCGCCCCGGGACGCCCCUCACCUCAGGCACAACCAUGCUGAGGAUGGCAGUGCUGCUCCCGGUGCUGCUCAGCCUCUUCGGCCUCGGAAAAGGGCAGACGUUUCACAUGGGACCAUGUCCAGACCCACCAGUCCAAGAAAACUUUGAUAUGGCCAAGUACGUCGGAAAAUGGUACGAGAUAGAAAAGCUGCCAUCAAAUUUCGAGAAAGGAAGAUGCAUCCAGGCACACUACAUGCAGGAUGAGAAUGGGAAGCUUAAAGUGAUCAACAAGGAGCUGCAGUCUAAUGGGAAGUUUAAAGAAAUUGAAGGAGAAAUCACCUACAUGGAUGUGAAGGAGCCAGCCAAGAUGGGCAUCAGCUUUAACUGGUUCACACCUUCCGCCCCAUACUGGGUCAUCUCCACCGACUACGAGAACUACUCGCUGGUUUACUCCUGCACCAACAUUAUCUGGCUCUUCCACGUCAAUUACGCCUGGAUUUUGUCAAGAGCUCCUGAGAUGCACCCAGAAACCGUGACCAACCUGAAGAGCCUUCUGCAGUCCUAYAAGAUCGACACCGACAAAAUGAUGCCCACGGACCAGCUUAACUGCCCUCCUGAGAUGUAACCGCGACAGCUCCACGCCAGCCACAAACUCUGCUGCUUUCCUUAGGCUCCUCUAGGACCCGUUUACGUAGCCCCAUAGCCCCCUGCUAACGGUAGCGUGCCAGCCCUGCCCGCUGCUCUCUCUGCCRCUCUUCCUCCCUUCUGUCUCACUCUGACUUUUGCAGAGGAACUCACUGAUUCAAAGCCAAGGGGUGAAGAAAACAAGUGCUGAGGGGCCGGUGUGACGCUCGGCUGCUGCUGCGGCUCCUCCAGCGAGUGGCUGCCAAGGAGCAGGAGGUCCCGGGCUGGGCCCUGUGGGAGGGUCCCUCUCCGUGCCCCCGGGGCUCCUUCCUCCCUUGGUUCUGAUGUUUCGGGGCUGUYGGGUCACGCAGCGGCUGUGCUGCCCUGUGGUGCUGCCACAGCGGCUCGGCGCCAUCUCGGGAUCCCCGUGGGGCCGCUCACCAUGGCUCCUGGUGCCGGGACACAGGGAUGUGUUCCUGCCAAGUCAGAAAACCCUCUUGCUAAAAUCCAAUCUGGUCCUUUGCAUGUGAAGGCUAAAAAUGCCAGGAAAUUCAACACUGCCCAUCACGC
Messenger RNA from Nothoprocta perdicaria, 1202 nucleotides. RefSeq names its product apolipoprotein D (gene APOD). Lineage: Eukaryota; Metazoa; Chordata; Aves; Tinamiformes; Tinamidae. Gene Ontology annotation, biological process: lipid transport; tissue regeneration; brain development. The transcript is spliced from 5 exons. The record is from RefSeq and is a predicted model, not a curated record. Gene Ontology annotation, molecular function: cholesterol binding. Bases 64 to 633 code for a protein of 189 amino acids.